AUGACUAGGGGCUAUGCCAAUGAGGUGGGGGAGGCCUUCGGUGCCCUGGUGCCAGUGAGCGCUGUAUGGGCACAUGCGGUUGCCACCGUGUAUGUUUCCGCGGAUGCUUUGGACAAGGGGAAGAAGGCUGCUGUGGAGCAUGGUGACAACCCAGGGAAGAGAACCAAGGUAGCUGCAGCGGUGGUGGACACGUUUGUAUGGCAUGCCCUGGCUUCGGUCGCUAUCCCAGGCUUCACCAUCAACCGUGUGUGUGCUGCCUCUCUCUACCUCCUAGGAAGAACCACGCACCUGCCCCUCUCCGUACGCAAGUGGACCACCAUGGCCAUCGGCCUCUCCACCAUUCCCUUCAUCAUCCACCCUAUCGACAGGGGAGUGGACUUCCUACGGUCAUAGGAAAGAAGCACGACUAAUAAGGACCAUAUCCAUCCUGUAGCCUGGCCUGGACAGGUUAGCUCUACCAGGAAGUUCACCUGUUGACCCAGACAGGACUUCCUCCCAGGCCAGCUGAAGCCUCUGCUGAUCACUCUACUAACAUCACUGUGAAGCUAACACAGCAGGGUUACUCAACUCCAGUCUUCCAGAGUCCACAGUUGUCUAUGCCCCUCUCUUUCAACCCUAUUGUCAUCUUUUUAUUUUCAACUCCUAAGUUAGAGGGACUUAGGACUCCUCGGCCCGUCAAUUACAUUGUAUCAGGGAGAAGAGAGAUCCAGUAGACAGUGUUUCCCUCCAGGACUGGAGUUGAAUACCCCUAGCUGCUACUGGCAUGCAGUUCCCACCUGUUCAUGUUCAGACCUCCGCUUGGCAUGUAUCCAGGUAGCUCUUGCUGUUAGCCAUAUUCAGGGAACAUUUGGGUCAGUGUCAGCAUACCUGGCAUUGAGAGCCUAUUUUCAUUACAAGAAAACAUUUAUCUUAGUUUUUUUGUUUAUUACAGAAAGAAUGGCAAUGCACAGUUGUCUGUCACUUUGAAUAAAGCUUGACAGAGUAUAGUGUGAUGCACUUUUCAAUGUUCAGUCUUAAGAUUAACCUCAGAGCUUUUUUGCCCGUUGUCAUUCAAUACUGAGUUGAACAGAAUAUAUGUUACGUUUUUGUUAGCACUUAAGAUUCAGUUCCUUUUGUGACAUUUUAGGUAUAGAAAGUAUUGUAAUAAUUGUGUAACAUGGCCUAUGCAGAAAGCGUAUGAAAAGAUUAUGCAUAAAAUACAUGUAAUUAUUGCCAAGGCUACCCAUCAGUAUGCAUUGUUGUGCUGCACUAUGCAACAAAACCAAGUCAUCUUAUACAAAAAUGGGAAUUGCGAUUGGAAUGUGUAAAUGAAUGUGACAUACUGGGAAAUGUUGCCAAUUGUUCAUACACCAGAACUAACAUUCAGUAAAUUUUUUAAUAAGUCAAUUUCUGUGUUUGUUAUAUAUUGUUUAAUUCUUAGUGAAUGUGAAAAAGCCAAAGGCACCAAAACGCAACAGCUUUGCGAUAGUUUGUGAAUGUUUUCUCUUUCAUAUGAUUUGUCCACCUAGUCACAAAAUCAAAUGUCAUACUGUAUUUCAAUGUCAUUUUUGAAUGUAUUUGUUUUCAUGCUGGAAACAUAAGGGAAUGUUUAACUGUUGUUUCCACAACAUCCUCAAAUAUUUAACAUUUGUAAAAGACACUUAUUUAAUAACAAGUGCCACUAUCUAGUUAUUCCCCUAUUUUGAAACGGUUU
Molecule: messenger RNA, 1693 nt
Organism: Salvelinus sp. IW2-2015
Lineage: Eukaryota; Metazoa; Chordata; Actinopteri; Salmoniformes; Salmonidae
Source: RefSeq, a predicted model, not a curated record